GAACAUCAAGUGUUUCAACAACUGCUCCGACUGAAUCAUCUUCAACAUCUGUCCCAUCAACAACUACAAUAACAACCUCCACGUCCACCACUCCACCAGCAGAUACAUCAGAACCAACAAGUACACAGACCUCCACUUUGCCAAUAACAGGCACCUCAAGUGUUUCUACAUCGACUCCUACUGAAUCAUCUUCAGUAUCUGUACAAUCAACAACUACAAUACCAACCUCCACAUCCACAAAUCCACCAACAAGUACAUCAGAACAAACCGAUACAUCAAGUGUUUCAACAACUGCUCCUACUGAAUCAUCUUCAACUUCUGUACCAUCAACAACUACAAUACCAACCCCCACAUCCGCGACUCCACCAGCAGGUACAUCAGAACCAACAAGUACGCAGACCUCCACUCCAGCAAUAACAG
Chiloscyllium plagiosum (whitespotted bambooshark) is the source of this 420-nucleotide messenger RNA. Lineage: Eukaryota; Metazoa; Chordata; Chondrichthyes; Orectolobiformes; Hemiscylliidae. The record is from RefSeq and is a predicted model, not a curated record.